Messenger RNA from Solanum stenotomum, 1900 nucleotides. RefSeq lists its product as uncharacterized. NCBI's taxonomy places the organism in Eukaryota, Viridiplantae, Streptophyta, Magnoliopsida, Solanales, Solanaceae. The record is from RefSeq and is a predicted model, not a curated record. The transcript has 6 exons. The coding region runs from base 133 to 1692 and encodes 519 amino acids.
UCCCUUCCUCUACAAAACAAAACAAAAAAAACUCUGCAGUCAGCAAUUUCACAGCAGAAAAGAAGAGAGAAUUAAAAUUAUCUCUCUCUCCUUUUCACACACACAGAGUGGUUUAGAAGAAAAUAGGAUCUAAUGGAGUACGAAAGGAUUCACAAAGUGCAGAGUGGUAUAAUAUCUCCAAGUAAGCUGAGGAUGAAGCUUAUAGGGCCUCACCAUCAAAAGAAGAAGAAAGAAGGAUCAAAUAGUCAUUCCUCAACAACUUCACCUGCUAGGCUUCACGACGAUUCUGAGUUUGUCAACAACAGUUUAUUGGCUGCCCAAAGUGGUGGAGAUUUUGAGGAAGAGUAUUGCAAUUUAGAAGCUACAGAAAAUAAAUUGCCAGGAAAUUCUAGGCAAGGUGACGAGGAUUUGAAUUCUUGCCUGCCAAAAGUAAAUGGAGAUUCUGCUCGUGUGAAAAGACAGCAAUCUUCCAAGAUGGAUGGCGGAAAUUCUAGUUCAGUCCAUCCAGUUAAAGGAUGUGAAGAUGAGAAUUUUGAUUAUGAUAGUACAUCCAGCUUUGAGUUUCAUAAAGGGGAGAGAUCAAUGCACCACCAUUCAAUAACAUCAAGGUCAUUUUCACGCCCUAUGUCUUCCAAGUGGAAUGAUGCCGAGAAGUGGAUAAUGAAUAGGCAAAAUGUGCAACCUAAUCAUUCCAAGAAGGUUCAAUUACAGAACCAACCAUACCGGGGCCCUGCCACUAGCAUGGUUAGAGUUGCUCCAGAAUCGACUAGUUAUGAAAGUAAAUUGGCCGUUAAAAAGGUAGAUUUUUGUCAACCGGCAUGUCAGUUAGUCCCCGAGAAGUUUGAUUUUGAUCAUCCUGGUUCUCAAAGUCGAGGAAACGGGCCGAAUGCCGUGUCACUUGACCUUUGCCCUGAAAGUAAGGAUUUGACUGAGGUGGUCAGUGGGGACUCUUGUUUGACUGAAGAUAGAACAGUUGGCCCUGCAAUAAGAUCAGUCUCCAUGAGAGAUAUGGGAACAGAAAUGACACCUAUUCCAAGUCAAGAACCUUCAAGAACGGCUACACCUGUUGGUGCAACAACUCCACUCCGCAGUCCCACUUCUUCAAUCCCAUCUACACCUCGUAGAGGAGAACCAGUUCCGACGCCUACAGAGAAUUACAUUGACAAUGCUUCUCAAACUUCAACAGAAAACAAUAAAAGGGAAUUGUCGGAGGAAGAAUUAAAGAUGAAGACAAGAAAAGAGAUUGUAGCCCUUGGUGUCCAACUUGGUAAAAUGAAUAUAGCUGCUUGGGCGAGCAAAGAUGAGAAGGAUAAAAGCAAGGCUGAUGCUGCUGAGGCUGAACGAAUGGAAUAUGCUAAAAGGGCAGCUGCUUGGGAGGAAGUGGAAAAGUCAAAAGACACUGCAAGAUAUAAGCGUGAAGAGAUAAAAAUCCAAGAUUGGGAAAGCCAGCACAAAGCAAAGCUAGAGGCAGAAUUGAGGAAAAUAGAGGCACAAGUUGAACAAAUGAGAGCACAAGCUCAAGCAAAGAUGGUGAAGAAGAUUGCAAUGGCAAGACAAAAAUCAGAAGAAAAGCGUGCUGCAGCUGAAGCUAGAAGAAAUCAGCAAGCUGAAAAAACUACAGAGCAAGUUCAAUACAUACGCCAGACAGGUCGACUUCCUUCUUCGUCUUUCACAUGUUGUGGCUGGUUAUGAUAAGAAAGAUUAAGCAGCAGCUGGAAUGCAGAUCGUAAUCAAGUUUCACAUGCACAUUAAACUUUCGAGUUAGCCUCUCUCAUAAUGUCUGGUUUUGUAUUAACAGAAAGUCUAGUAUCAUGUUGAACAUUGUCCAUCCUUGUAUCUAUAUUUUUGCAACCUGCAAAUAUAAGUUUUUACAUGGAAUGAAGUUUGGGUUGGUCAUUGA